Molecule: messenger RNA, 2334 nt
Organism: Phascolarctos cinereus (koala)
Lineage: Eukaryota; Metazoa; Chordata; Mammalia; Diprotodontia; Phascolarctidae
Gene: TNFAIP6
Product: TNF alpha induced protein 6
Biological process (GO): negative regulation of inflammatory response; cell adhesion
Molecular function (GO): hyaluronic acid binding
Source: RefSeq, a predicted model, not a curated record
CAGCUGCUUGAAGAGUUUACCCUGAGUAGCUCCCAAAAGACUGUUACCCAUUUUCUACAACUGAAGAUAUGAUCGCCUUAAUUUAUUUCUUUGUUUUGCUGUGGGAUGAAUCUCAGGGCUGGGGAUUCAAGGAUGGAAUCUUUCAUAACUCCAUUUGGCUUGAACAAGCAGCAGGCGUCUAUCACAGAGAAGCACGUGCUGGCAAAUAUCAGCUUACUUAUGCAGAAGCAAAAGCAGUAUGUGAAUAUGAAGGAGGGCAUCUUGCCACCUAUAAACAACUGGAGGCAGCCAGAAAAAUUGGAUUCCAUGUGUGUGCUGCAGGAUGGAUGGCCAAGGGUAGAGUUGGUUAUCCCAUUGUGAAGCCAGGGCCCAACUGUGGAUUUGGAAAAACUGGCAUUAUUGAUUAUGGAGUCCGUCUCAACAGAAGUGAAAGAUGGGAUGCUUACUGCUACAACCCUCAUGCAAAAGAGUGUGGAGGGGUCUUCACAGACCCAAAACGAAUCAUUAAAUCUCCAGGAUACCCAAGGGAAUAUGAAGAUAACCAAAUCUGCUACUGGCAUAUUCGACUAAAGUAUGAUCAACGUAUUCAUCUGAGUUUUCUGAACUUCAAUCUUGAAGAUGACAUAGCUUGCCUUGCUGACUACUUAGAAAUAUAUGACAGCUAUGAUGAUAUUCAUGGCUUUGUGGGAAGAUACUGUGGAGAUGAGCUACCAGAAGAUAUCAUUAGUACAGGAAAUGUCAUGACCUUGAAGUUUUUAUCUGAUGCUUCAGUGACAGCAGGAGGUUUUCAACUCAAGUAUGUUACAGUGGAUCCCACAUCCAAAACUGGCGAAGGAAAAAAUGCUAGCACAAGUUCUCAUGGAAAUAAACACUUUUUACCUGGAAGAUUCAGCCAUUUGUAAACCAACACAGCAUCAUCAAAAAUGACAGUAUUUGGUGUUUGCAUUCUUUUUCCAACUCUCUUUGUAUCUCACUUUUAAAGUCACUGCUGUCAUCCAGAGGAACAGGGGCCAAAAGCCUUGUUAAUGCUAAUCUUUGCACUACUUUGGUGAACAUCGAAUUUAGUGGAUGAAGAUAAAAAUCCAACUUAAAAAAUAAAAGUGAGAAGCAUUAAAGAGAAAGUAACUUUAUCUUUCUGAACCCAAGGAAAUCAAGAAAUCUCCUGAGUGACCGUUACUAUUAAUUUACCUAUCAAUUUUCUUCCUGUUUUUCUUCCCCUCUCUUCCACAUAUAAAUGUGACCUAUUAUGAUUAGUAUUGUGUUACUUAGACCCAACAUUUGUAAUUUUCACAUUCACUUUGGAUCCACUCCCUUAGAUUCUGAUUUACAGCUUUCUCUUUUUUUUCAAUUGCAACAAUGUGAUUUUACAACUUCAAAGUUUCCAUACCUUGGAGUCUUAGGAAUCUUAAUCAAUGUCAAAGAAGUUUAAUUAUCAAAUGAGAUAAUGCAUAUGAAUAUGCUUAUUCAUAUAUAUAUAUAAAGUAUGAAUAUAUUUUAAAAAAUAAAAAGGAAUUCAGAAAAGUAAAGUAUCAUUAGUAGUAGAUAUACACCAACUAGGAUUUUCCUAUCAGCUACAUCCAGAUAUAUGAGUGUAUAUUUCCAUAAACUUUGCAUAUACUGUGGAUUUGUGUAUAUCUUUAUAAACAAUGUUGCCUUUUUAGGAUAGGUUCAAUUCCAAAUUUGAUCAGUGAUAUCAUUAAAGCAAUAAUUUCUACUUUCCUCCUUUUUCUAUUCCUUCCCAUUUAUCCAGUAAAAUUGACCAAAGUCCCUAUCAUUACAAAUGUGGGACACAAGGGAGGAGAAUAGAGGAAAGGGAAAAGAAAUCUUCAAUAGAGUGUUUAUAGACCUUGAGAGUAAUAAGUUAACAAGAUUAGCUUUAGAUAGCUGGUCAUCAAGAUCAUUAUUUUUUUUUAAGUUACAGAAAAAUUAUAACUUUUUAAUCACAUUUGUAACACUUUUUCUGGUACUCUAACCCUAAGGAAUACUACUGUCAAUAAAUAUUCAUUUAAAGCCUGUGUGCUUAGCAUAGUAAGUACCAUAAGCAUUUAAUUAUGAGACGUGCUCCCUCCUCACUUCUUGGAACUCACACUUCCCUUCAAGGCUCAGUUUAUGUGCCGCUGUCUUCAAGUCUUUUGUGAUUCCUUCAGUUGUUACUGCCUAACCCCAUCACUUUGUAUUUAUUUUUGUAUAUAUAUUGUAUGUAUUUAUCUGUGUACAUGUUCUUCCCCCCUAAAAGAACGUAAUUGCCUUAAGGGCCAAGACUCCCAUUUUUAUAUUUGUAUUCUCAGUGCCUGGCACAUAAUAGAUGCUUAAUAAAUUAUUUUUAGAAUUGAA